Molecule: messenger RNA, 711 nt
Organism: Uncinocarpus reesii 1704
Lineage: Eukaryota; Fungi; Ascomycota; Eurotiomycetes; Onygenales; Onygenaceae
Exons: 2
Coding region: 1-711 (236 amino acids)
Cellular component (GO): TRAPPIII protein complex
Source: RefSeq, a predicted model, not a curated record
AUGCAAACACCAUCCCAGGCCGUGUCGCUUGAGCUUUAUCCGUCAACAGACACCGACGAUGCUCGCUCUGGGGGAAUUACGCAAGUGGAAUCUGUUCAAAAGAUUGUUCGUUUUGAUCUGAAGGAGGAAGGGAACCAUGUUCUUGCUGUCAACAUCAGCUAUACAGAGACAAUGACUACCCAGAGCCUUGAUACCCAUGGAGUGGUCCAAGCUUCCGGGGGGAGGGUUCGCACAUUUCGAAAGUUGUAUCAAUUCAUCGCGCAACCAUGCUUGAAUGUACGGACCAAAGCUACCGAACUACCCCCGCACGAAGUGGAUAAUCGGACUUUAGGACCAUAUGGUAAAACAAAACUAUACAGAUUCGCGCUCGAGGCGCAGCUUGAGAACGUUGGUGACGGAAUCAUCACUCUUGGGAUGCAGACUAUUACUCUAAAUCCAAGGCCGCCUUUCAAGUCUCGAUCGCUCAAUUGGGACUUUGACCCUUCCGAAGCUCAAAAGGGAAAUUCGCCCACCCUGAGUCCCCGGGACGUUCUACAGAUUGCGUUCCUUGUUGAACAGGAACAUGGCCAGCAAGAUGGGCUCGAGAACUUGCAGAAAGAUAUGAAUCGAGAAGGGCGUACUACUCUCGGUCAGCUGUCUCUGGAAUGGCGCGGUGCCUUGGGCGACCGAGGAUUUUUGACCACUGGUAACCUGAUGACCAAAAAGAGGUGA